This is a messenger RNA of Pelodiscus sinensis (Chinese soft-shelled turtle), 1705 nucleotides long. The record is from RefSeq and is a predicted model, not a curated record. Lineage: Eukaryota; Metazoa; Chordata; Testudines; Trionychidae.
CGCGGCCCUAACCCGCCUCUGUCCCUCGUUGUGUCUCCCGCAGACUGAAUCAAGAUGGCCGAUGAGGAAAUUGCCGCCCUCGUUGUCGACAACGGCUCCGGGAUGUGCAAGGCCGGCUUUGCUGGGGACGAUGCCCCCCGAGCCGUGUUCCCCUCCAUCGUGGGGCGCCCCAGGCACCAGGGGGUCAUGGUGGGCAUGGGGCAGAAGGACAGCUACGUGGGCGACGAGGCCCAGAGCAAGAGAGGCAUCCUCACCCUGAAGUAUCCCAUCGAGCACGGCAUCGUCACCAACUGGGACGACAUGGAGAAGAUCUGGCACCACACCUUCUACAACGAGCUGCGGGUUGCCCCCGAGGAGCACCCCGUCCUGCUCACCGAAGCCCCCCUGAAUCCCAAGGCCAACCGGGAGAAGAUGACGCAGAUCAUGUUUGAGACCUUCAACACCCCGGCUAUGUACGUGGCCAUCCAGGCCGUGCUGUCCCUGUACGCCUCCGGACGAACCACCGGUAUCGUCAUGGAUUCCGGGGACGGGGUCACCCACACGGUGCCGAUCUACGAGGGCUACGCCCUGCCUCACGCCAUCCUGCGUCUGGACUUGGCCGGCCGGGACCUGACCGACUACCUCAUGAAGAUCCUGACCGAGAGGGGCUACAGCUUCACCACCACGGCCGAAAGGGAAAUUGUGCGCGACAUCAAGGAGAAGCUCUGCUACGUCGCCCUGGACUUCGAGCAGGAGAUGGCCACGGCCGCUUCCUCUUCCUCCCUGGAGAAGAGCUACGAGCUGCCUGACGGGCAGGUGAUCACUAUUGGCAACGAGAGGUUCCGGUGCCCCGAGGCCAUCUUCCAGCCCUCCUUCCUGGGGAUGGAGUCCUGUGGCAUUCACGAGACCACUUUCAACUCCAUCAUGAAGUGUGACGUGGAUAUCCGAAAGGACCUCUAUGCCAACACCGUGCUGUCCGGCGGGACCACCAUGUAUCCUGGCAUCGCUGACCGAAUGCAGAAGGAGAUCACGGCCCUGGCACCCAGCACUAUGAAAAUCAAGAUCAUUGCCCCGCCAGAGCGUAAAUACUCCGUCUGGAUCGGUGGCUCCAUCCUGGCUUCUCUCUCCACCUUCCAGCAGAUGUGGAUCAGCAAGCAGGAGUACGAUGAGUCUGGCCCAUCCAUUGUCCAUCGCAAGUGCUUCUAAAGAGGGUCCCGGCAGGUGCGCUCGGCCUCUGCCGAUGGGGUUACUUCGGGUAUCCUGGUUGGGGCCAAUGUAUUUACCAAAUGGAGUAGUUCUUUGUAACCUUUGCCCUUAAAAAGCCUUUCAUGUUGGACCAAUAUUGUUUGACUUACUCGCCUCCCCUUACGUUAACUUGACUCUUCCUUUGAUGUACUGUGUAGUAACUAUACCCUGUGCAUCUUAAGCUCUGUUACAGGUGGGGCACGUGUGACCAAGGUUACCGUGAACAGUAUUAGCAGAGAGAGAGAGUUACCUGUUAGGCUUUAGUUCUCCUGUGGCUGGCUGUAGUGAUCCUCUAUUUUCCCCUCUUGAGCUAUAAAUUCCUUGGGGCUGGAGACUAGGCUAAGGGUUGUUGGCUUUACUCUGUAACUCUGAUGUAAUGGCAUCUCACAAGUAGAUUUGUAACUAACCCGACAGCUGAUAACUGUAAUACGAUUGACAGCUCCUUGUUCAAGGCAAACUAAUAAAUUUCUGUGGUUUAAAA